CUUCCAUUUCAGAAUGAUGAUCUAGACCUGGAAGCAGCUGUAGCAAGUGCCCGCCCCCAGCUAGUGGAGUUCCUUAGUCAUCGUCCUGACUGGCUGCUCACGACCUCCCAGCACUUCCUCCCAAGGAUGGCCCUGAGUGGCUUGGAUGGCAUCACCGACCACAGAGAAAAAGUCUCAGUGCUUCUUGACCUGCUGGAGAAGGCUGGCCCUACCACCUGGAGGCAGUUUACACAGUACCUCUGCAUGGAGUGCAACCUCCCCCUGGAUCUGGAGAUACUGCUCAUGAGUUCUACGGGAGAAGGUAACUUAAGCCAGAAACAAGAGGCAUGCACAGAUGUGAGUGCCCGGUCAUCGCCAAAAGGGUUUGCUCGCCGCCGCCAUCACAGCAGCUCUGUGAGUGAUAAGGAUGUUAAACAGCAACGACUAGAUCCAGCUGCAAAGUACCGGCAUCUCCUCAUCGAUUCUAUCUGCCAGAGAUAUGGAAGCAGGAGAGCAGCAGGAGCAGCAGCACAGGAACAAAUGCAGCCACUGGCUUUCAACCAAGCCUUUGUCAACCUUGUCAUUCGGCAGAGCAAAGUCCCCCGCUUAAAAGAGAGAACAGAUAAACCCCGAGGGGAUGUGGCAGGUGUUCCUGAACCAGAAGAAUGUGCGGAUACAACCAUGAAAGUGUCAGAUCUGUUUUGUAGUGUGGUCCCAUCGGACACGACAAAGGUGAUCUUUUUGUUUGGUAAACCAGGUACAGGCAAGACCAUGCUAAUGCACAGGAUUUGUCAGAAAUGGGCAGAAGGUAUCCUGCCUCAGUUUCUCUUCACUUUCCUGUUUGAGUUUCGGCAGCUGAACUUGUUAAAAAGAAAAUUGACUCUGAAGGAGUAUUUGUUUGACCUGUUCCUUCAGCCAGAAGACAGCCCUGAUGCAGUGUUCCAGUACCUCCAGGAAAAUGCCUGGCGUACACUGAUUAUCUUUGAUGGGCUGGAUGAGUUUGCAGCUAACAUGGAUGUGUCAUCCUGUUCUGAGGGAGGCCCAACUCUUACCUCCCAUAUGUCUGUAUCUGAGCUCUUUGCAGACCUCUGUCAUGGGAAGCUCCUGCCUGGUUGCACAGUGUUGGUCACCAGCCGACCUAAGAGACUACCUGACUUCUUAUUAAACACAGUAGAUCUGCUAGCAGAAAUUUGGGGAUUUGACUGUGAGAGGGUUGAGGAAUAUGUCAGCCACUAUUUUCAUCAGCAUUCAUUCAAGGAACAAGCCAUUGCUCACCUGAAGAACAACACCAAGCUCCUCAGCAUGUGCCUCAUCCCUGCUCUGUGUUAUGUUGUGUGCAUCUGUUUGGAGUAUUUGCUCCUUAAACAUCAGAUGAGUGUGGAGCUUCCUCAGACUAUGACACAGUUUUAUAUCAAAAUGCUUCUCAUCUUCAUAAACAAACAGCAGGGAGAGUGUGCAGGUGGUGAGGAGGGUCAGCUGAAGUGUAACAGGAAGGCCAUUUUGGGUCUCUGUGAUCUUGCACUGAAAGGCCUGGAAGAUAAGAAGCUUGUAUUUUAUGUUGGUGAUAUUCCAGAGCACGUAAAGGAAUUUGCUUCCUUACAUGGGUUGCUGACUGUCUUUGAGGUGAAGAUGAGUGGCACUUGCCCAGAGGCUGGCUAUGCCUUUGUGCACUUGAGCUUGCAGGAGUUUUUUGCAGCACUGUGUCUCAUGGUAAGUAAGAGGGUUGACAGGAACUACCUGAAGAAGAAGUUCUCUUUGAAGUCAAAGUGGACUUUAAAGAAUGAGGCAAAGACUGAGUUCAUGGAGAGUUUUCACAUCUUUCUCUCAGGCUUGUCGUCAAAAGAAUGUAGGACAUUUCUCAUGCUGCUAGCUGAACAAGAUGCAGCUUGGGUGCAGGAUAAGCAGGAUGCAAUCCUACAGUCUCUCCAGAAACUGGCAGCCACUCAUCUGACAGGGCCUAAGGUCAUUGAGCUCUGCCAUUGCACAUUUGAAACGCAAGACCUCAAAGUAGCCCAGCACAUCGGGAGCCUGCUGAAUUUCAAGUACAAGUUUAAAAACUUUAGACUGACACCUCUGGACAUGUCGGCUUUGGUUUUUGUCAUAAACUCGGGCCAGGAUUUGACUCAUUUGGAUUUUGCAGGGUGUCUCAUGGACAUUGACUGUUUGGACGUUCUGGCCGGCUGUAAAAAUGUAGAGCACUUGAGCUUUCGUAGUAGGAGAUGUGGCGAUGACUUUGCUGCUGCUCUUUCAAAGAGCUUACGAGGAAUGUGGAACCUGAAGAAACUAGAGUUGACAGGCGGGAGUAUCACAGCUGAGGGGAUGACUAACUUGGUCCAGGCUUCAUCACAGUGCCUCCAGCUUGAGGCAAUAAACUUGCAGGACAAUCAGAUAAAGGAUCCGGAGGUGAAGAGGGUGAUGGACCUGUUUUCCAGAAUGGAAAAGCUUAAGAAAAUAGAUCUGAGCAACAAUGAUCUUUCCUUGAAUGCUGUUCUCAUUCUGGCAAAGGAAGUCAUCGCAUGUCAAAACGCUACUGAACUGCGUGUCAGGAAGGGCACAGUGAUGAUAUAUUUUUCUGGCCCAUCUGGGAAAGUUCCAAGAUCUUUGGAUUUGAGGAGGGAAGAGAAUAAGGAACAUGUAAUUCCAGCUAGACAUGUGAAGAUAUGCUUGCAGGAUCUCAGCCUGUCUUCCCAACAUGCAAAGGAGAUCAUUGCCAUUCUCCAGAGCUGUCCCUGUCUCUCCGAAGUGGAUUUAUCAGGUAACAAGCUUGGAGAUGAAGGCUGCAGUUGCCUGCUGGAAAGCCUCCCUUGGAUAUCAAUUUCAAAGCAGCUGGAUCUCAGUCAAAACUGCCUCUCUGUUAAUGGCAUUUGCAGUCUGUUGAAGUCAGUAAAUACCUGCCAGAAGAUGAUGGAAGUACAAGUCAGCCUUUCUCGUGAGACUGCAGUCCUGAGGUUUACAGAAGACAGAGAGUUUGCUUCUCUUCCUCCUAGGGAAGAGCCUGUGUUCUCUACUGAUGACCGACAAUAUGGAGAGGAAAACCAGACACCUACUGCUUCAAAAAAAAUAAGGCUGACAGAUAGUUGUUUUCAAGCCGGUGACCUGGAGAAGCUGUGUGCAGUCCUGAAGGAAUGUAACAGCGUCUCUGAGCUGGACCUAUCAAAUAAUUAUCUGGGAGAUGAGGGACUUUUGCAGCUGUUUCAGUUCCUCCCAAAUUUGAAAACGUUAACUUCUCUCAAGCUUAAUGACAACCAGAUCUCCCUGAACUCUGUGUUUUUCUUAGCUCAGUCCUUAUCUACAUUGGAACAUAUCAAAACAAUGAACCUCAGCUUAGGACACGCACAGGUGGUUCAUCUAACCUUUUGGGAAAGAACCAGGGUCAGAAGUACCAGCAGAUGGAGAAGUAGUUUCCUGGUGCAUCCCAAGCACGUAGCAAAAGGAUGGUGCUUUCGUCUCAGGGACUGCAGAGUGGGUCCUGAGGAUGUGACCAGGCUGUGCCAGAUACUGACUCAAUGUCCCCAGCUGGCAGAAAUUGAUCUGUCUGGAAAUUCAUUGAGUGACCAGAGCAUUGAGAGAUUACUGAGCUUCCUGCCAUACCUCUGUAAUCUGAGACUACUGAGUAUUAGGAACAACAUGUUUUCCCCAUGUUGCACUGUCUUACUCAUUAACUCCAUCAACCUCUGUGAGCGGAUCAAAAUGGUAGAAGUCCGGUCAAGUGAAAAUGCUAUUUUGCAUUUAGGAGCAAACAUGCAAAGCCAAAAGACAUCCUGCAGGCUGACGGACUGUGCCAUUGGUCAAGGACAGAUAGAUGAGCUCUGCAGAGUCCUGGAGCAGCAUGGGUGGCUGGCAGAAGUAGAUCUCUCCAGGAAUCAGCUGGGAGAUGAAGGCCUGAGGUGCCUCUUGGACUACUUGCCUCGAGUGCCCGUUACCUGUUCCCUCAAUCUCAGCCAUAAUAGGAUUUCUCAGGAUGGAGUUCUGCAUCUCAUAAAUGUCUUUGCCACAUCUGGAAAUACCACUGAAGUUCAAGUCAGUUUGUGUUCCAAAGCAACUUUAAUUAUCAAGUUGACAAGCAGAGAUGACCCAAGAAAGAUUUUGAGACUCGCAGAGUGCAACUUUCAGCCAGAGCACUUGGAAAAGUUGUGCUUGCUCCUGGAAAAGUGCACUGGUCUGACAGAGUACAUAUCCUCAAAUAACAACAUGACAGUCCAAGCUGCAGAAAGACUUUUGCAUUCACUGAGGAAAAAUCUGGGUCCUCUGAAAAUCAGCAUAGAAGAGCCAUGGGUAUGUAAAAAAGGUGUCACAAACCUUCUUGAGCUGGCUGUCCAGGCCUGUGGAAACAUUACUGAGAUCACGAUAUGUAAAGAGAAAACCCUCUUGCAAUUAGGUGUAAGGUUCCCAUGCUGCCUGGAGAAGGUGGAAUCAGUUGUUAGCAGGUGA
Messenger RNA from Pelecanus crispus (Dalmatian pelican), 4410 nucleotides. Lineage: Eukaryota; Metazoa; Chordata; Aves; Pelecaniformes; Pelecanidae. The record is from RefSeq and is a predicted model, not a curated record.